Erigeron canadensis is the source of this 2314-nucleotide messenger RNA. RefSeq names its product AP2-like ethylene-responsive transcription factor ANT. NCBI's taxonomy places the organism in Eukaryota, Viridiplantae, Streptophyta, Magnoliopsida, Asterales, Asteraceae. Gene Ontology annotation, biological process: regulation of DNA-templated transcription. The coding region runs from base 161 to 2137 and encodes 658 amino acids. The transcript is spliced from 9 exons. Gene Ontology annotation, molecular function: DNA binding; DNA-binding transcription factor activity. The record is from RefSeq and is a predicted model, not a curated record.
GCAAAGUAUGAUUAGUUUACUAUCUUACCCAAUCAUUGAUUAAGCUUUGCCAUCAAGAACAACCAAAAAAAAAAAACCAAAACUUGCUUUGGGUAAACAAGUCCUAGCUCCUUUUUCUUUAUUCCAAGUGUGAAAGUAAGUUAAAGAUUCAUACAAAAAUAUGAAGUCUAUGAUCAACAACAAUAAUGACAACAACAAUGGCAACAACAACAAUGACAAAAACAACAACAACAACUGGUUAGGUUUCUCUCUUUCUCCUCAUAUGAACACAAACACUUCAAGAAAUAGUCAAAUGGAAGGCUCACCACCUCCUCCUUGUUCUAAUUCUACUUCAAACCCCAUAAAUUAUUUCAAUCUUCCAUCUCAUUUCAACUACUCAAACAUCUAUGGAGUUGAAAGUGAUCAAAAUGGUAAUAAUGGAAUUUACUCUGCAUUUCCUAUAAUGCCCUUGAAGUCAGAUGGUUCACUUUGUUUAAUGGAAGCCAUCACUAGAACACAUUCACAAGGCAUGGUAAGUUCAACAACACCAAAACUUGAGAAUUUUUUUGGUGGUGUAACAAUGGGGACCCCUGACUAUGGCAGAGGAGGUCAUGGAGGAGCUACAAUGGGUCUUUGUUUAGAUAAUAAUAAUCAUAAUCAUAAUCAUAAUAAUAGUACUACAACAAUGUACUAUAAUAACCAUAAUCACCCUGACCAUAAUACUAGACUUGAAGCCCAACAUUACCAACAUCAUCAACAAGACUAUUCUAGUUUUAGACCAAUGUAUGUUCAACAACAACAAGAACAACAACAAGGGGUGAUCAAAGAAGCCCAGAUUGGUGAUUUUCAUCAUUUACCAAGUAUUGGUGAAGAUGUUGUUGAUGAUGAUAUAAAUGGCAUGAAAAACUGGAUUUCAAGAAACUAUCAUUCUAGUGGUGGUGGUGGUAAUGCUGACCAUGGUGAUUUGCAGUCACUAAGUUUGUCAAUGAGUUUUGGUUGUUCACAACAGUCAACCACAUGUGUGGCUGCUGCACCACCACAUCAUCAGCAAAUUAUACCUGCUGCUGCUGCUCCUGUUUCUGGUUCUGUUCCUGCAAAUAUUGUCACUGAUUGUGCUGUGAUGGAUUCCAAAAAAAGAGGGUCAGAGAAAGUUGACCAACAGAAACAAAUUGUUCAUAGGAAAUCUAUAGAUACAUUUGGUCAAAGAACCUCUCAGUAUAGAGGUGUUACAAGGCAUAGAUGGACUGGUAGAUAUGAAGCACAUUUGUGGGAUAACAGUUGUAAGAAAGAAGGGCAAAGCAGGAAGGGAAGACAAGUUUAUCUAGGUGGUUAUGAUAUGGAAGAGAAAGCUGCUAGAGCUUAUGAUUUAGCUGCACUUAAGUAUUGGGGUCCUGCGACUCACAUCAAUUUUCCGUUGGAGAACUAUGAACAAGAAGUUGUGGAAAUGAAGAACAUGUCUAGACAAGAAUAUGUUGCUCAUUUGAGAAGGAGAAGCAGUGGUUUCUCUAGGGGAGCCUCAGUCUAUAGAGGAGUAACAAGGCACCAUCAACAUGGUCGAUGGCAAGCUCGGAUCGGCCGUGUGGCCGGGAACAAAGAUCUUUAUUUGGGCACAUUCAGCACCCAAGAGGAGGCUGCUGAGGCUUAUGAUGUGGCUGCAAUUAAAUUCCGUGGUGUUAACGCGGUCACAAACUUUGACAUCUCAAGGUAUAACGUUGAAAAGAUCAUUGCAAGUAAUACCCUUUUGGCUGGAGAACUAGCGAGGCGAACCAAAGUAAUUGACCCCACAACUGAACUAUUAUCGGACCAACAGGUUCAUGAUAAUGAACCCAAAGACCCAUUAACCGAGCCCACCACCAAUAGAAACAUGUUGGACUGGAAAAUGACUCUGUAUGAUCAAAAUGCAACUGGACCAGGGCUCGAGGGAGACGAGUCCUCUAAACUUGGACCACAUUUAUCAAAUGCUUCUUCAUUGGUGACAAGUUUGAGUAGUUCGCGAGAAGAUAGCCCCGAGAGAAACAACAACAAUCUUCUUCCAAUGGGUCUAGAAACGCCGCCGUCUGCUUCCAAGUUUCUUGGAACUUCUUCUGGCAAUGCAUGGAUUCCAACAGCAGUAACAAGGCCUCAUAUCCCAGUUUAUGCUGCAUGGACAGAUGCUUGAUCAAUGAGAAUUAAGAAAAAAAGGAAUUUAUGGGGUCUCUCUUUCUUAAUUUUUAUUUGUUUUUUACUCUGCUUAAAUAUAUUAUGUAUUAAUUUGAAUUGGGAAGGGGUAAAUUCAGUUCAAUAUGGGAUCUUGUAACACUUUCCUGCUUAGUUACAUGAGUUCCAAAUUUUCUAA